GAUGUCGAGAGAGACAGCAACUCCUGGCCAGGAAAAGGAUUUCAAACUCUAACAGUGGUUAUUAGGCACUACCUCAACCUCAGCCCACCACUCAGGCGGUCUGAAAUCUGAAGAAUAUUAGGUAGAAAAAGAAACUCAUGUCCAUGCUAAUGUUUACCUUUGCGUGUCCUUUUGGCUGGCUUAGCAGCUGUUUUUCUCUUUCAAACAUCUCUCUGGUUCCUGCACCCGCUCCAACUCUUCUUUCUGCCCGCCUUGCUGCUGCUGUUUAAGUUCUCCUCUUUUUUUUGAACUUGGGUAUAUUUUCAUGACUCAUCAGUAUCUCUUGUCUUAUAUUCAUCAGCUUGGCAUAGGAGUAUUAAACAUUUAGUGGUGAAUGAAGCCUUAUUGUUCCACAUUGAAUGACAUCCUUUAAAUUUUGAAAUCCCUUAUUUCAGUGUGUCUGAGAACCCAAGUUGUUUCCACGUGAGUUCCCAAGGGUUUGUUCUGACCUCUGCAGAUCUGUCAGAGUAAAAAGCAGUCCUCUGCCAGCUGCUCCAUAGUUCUCAAGCCAAGUUCCCCAGCAGCCCUUCACCUGCAGAAGUGUCACUGGGUCAUUGAGGAUCCAUCUUAGAUCAGGGUGGGCUCAGCUCUAUGUAGUAUCCUCCCAGAAACCUGGGCUGAAAGAGCCUCCACCGUCAGAGACAUCCCUGUCAUUGUGGUGGAAAGAGAACAUGGCAAGUUGCUCAUCUCAGCAUUUACACAGGAAGUCCCUAGAAAGAGCGGCCUGCCAACUGCCCUUCCCCAGAUCCUGAAUGCACUCCUGGCCCGGUGGAGCAGAGAACAGGUCACUGUACUGGUCAUGCUGAGCUCAUACCCUGAUGGCUGUUCCGUGAGGUCAAGACUGGGUCCCCUCCCUUCUCCCGCUUUACCAAUGCCUGGUCUCAUGGGGUUAGUUUUGAGCGCAACACUAUGGCAUCCUCCUCCUCCCUCCCAGCUCCUCGCUCCCGGUCCAGGAAGCCUCUGGGCAAGAUGGCUGACUGGUUCAGGCAGGCCCUAUCGAAGAAGCCCAAGAAAGUGCCCGUCUCCCCAGAAAGCCCUUCCAGUGACGUGUCACUGCCAAGCUCACAGGACAGCGACCCACCCCCGGGCCUCAGCUCAGUGGUGUCUCCUACCCCACCACCAACACACGUGGGCACCAGCAGCAGUAGCCGCUGGAGCAAGGACUAUGAUGUCUGCGUGUGCCACAGUGAGGAGGACCUGGAGGCUGCCCAGGAGCUGGUCUCCUAUCUGGAGGACAGCACUGCCAGCCUGCGCUGCUUCCUGCAGCUCCGGGAUGCAACUCCAGGCGGCGCCAUUGUGUCUGAGCUGUGCCAGGCACUGAGCAGUAGUCACUGUCGCGUGCUGCUCAUCACCCCAGGCUUCCUCCGGGACCCGUGGUGCAAGUACCAGAUGCUGCAGGCCCUGACUGAGGCCCCAGGGGCAGAGGGCUGCACCAUCCCCCUGCUGUCAGGCCUCACCAGAGCUGCCUACCCUGCCGAGCUCCGAUUCAUGUACUUUGUGGACGGCCGGGGACCUGACCACGGCUUUCGCCAAGUCAAGGAAGCUGUCAUGCGUUAUCUGCAGGCCCUCAGCUAACACUUGUUAUAUCACCAGGGGACCCAGAAAGUUGGAACAAAGCUGGAAACUGAGUUAGAGAGCCCAGGGCCUGGCAGGGCCGUGGAUUCCAGCAGAUGUGAUGAGGCAUAAAGAGCAGGUGUUUGCAGCACUUUGUAUGUGAUCCUGGGAUCAGAUUGCCCAUCAGGCUUCCAUUACUGUGGGCUCCCAAGAAGGCCAUGGGGAUGCUGGGGACUCCCCCAGGAAGGCCAUGGGGAUGCUGGGGACUCCCCCAGGAAGGCCAUGGGGAUGCUGGGGACUCCCCCAGGAAGGUUGUGAGGAAGCUGGGGACUUCCCAGGAAGGUCAUGGGGAAGCCAGAAAUAGGAGGUGGGAGGAGAGGUGCUGAUACCAAGAUGAUCACCAAUGUUUUGCCUCCUGGCUAACUGGAUGUGAAGCCUGGUGCAUUCCUGUCUUCUUCCCUGGAAUCGGGCACUGGUGUAGAGAUGCAUUCCUCCUGAAGGGGCGACUCACCUGAUUAAUGAGCUGGAAGCCUCAGCAUGGAUGGUUUUCCCAGUUGAGUAUCGAGUCCUUCACACUCACUCCACUGCAGUUCUCUUUACCAGGGACAUCGUUCACUUCAGAAAGCUACAUGAAGAUGCAUUCAGCACUGUACUCUAUUUAUUUUUAUUACAUGCCUGUCAUUGAAGACUCAAACCCAGAAACCGUUCUGAAUAGGAGAGGGCAGGGAGCAGGUGGGGUGAGAAGGAAAGCUCAGACCCUUCACCUGCCAUCAAAAGCACUCCCACCAAAGCUUUGACACAUGGGGGCCUCGUCAGGGGUCUGGCUGGAGCUCAUGCUUUACCUCUGCUCUGA
Messenger RNA from Ceratotherium simum simum (southern white rhinoceros), 2446 nucleotides. NCBI's taxonomy places the organism in Eukaryota, Metazoa, Chordata, Mammalia, Perissodactyla, Rhinocerotidae. The record is from RefSeq and is a predicted model, not a curated record.